Messenger RNA from Melospiza melodia melodia, 3683 nucleotides. It is a transcript of the gene GAS2L2, whose product is annotated as growth arrest specific 2 like 2. The transcript is spliced from 7 exons. Gene Ontology annotation, molecular function: cytoskeletal adaptor activity; actin filament binding; microtubule binding. Gene Ontology annotation, biological process: actin crosslink formation; microtubule bundle formation; regulation of microtubule polymerization or depolymerization. Lineage: Eukaryota; Metazoa; Chordata; Aves; Passeriformes; Passerellidae. The record is from RefSeq and is a predicted model, not a curated record. Gene Ontology annotation, cellular component: microtubule plus-end; actin filament; cytoplasm. The coding region runs from base 1164 to 3683 and encodes 839 amino acids.
GAGAGGGGGAUGCUGGAUUUGGCCUCAGCUUUCAUGCUGGCAGGAUCAAAGAGAGGAGAUGGAAAGUCAGUUUUUUCCCCCUGAAAACUCACUGAUGGUGAUGAAAACAUGGAAAUUCUCCUUCUUACUUCAACCCCAAAUUACUGAGGAUUUUCAUUCCACGCUUUGGAAUGUGCUAAUAGGUUUUUUUCCCCAGGCUGAAUUCAUUCAUUAUCCCUUUUCCUGUCCCCUGAGGAGAAAGCCAGGCAUCCCCUGUGCUGUGUGACUGGAGGCUGAGGAUGGGACUAAAAUCCUCUCCCUUUUGGGGUUUUCCACUCUUCCCUGGCUUGCUGCCACGUGUUUCCUGGGGCUGUGUGCUGUGGGAUGUUUUGGGGCCCUGUGAUGCUGCAGGGGCAGCUGGGGUCACUUUACUGUGUCCCAUCAGUCUGGGGGAGCUGAACUCAGACCCUGAGCCUUUCACCCACCCCCUGGGUGCCCUGGAUGGAAAUCCAGCUCCUCAAGGGUUCCUUUCUGCUGCUGGGCUCCCUGCCUGGGCACAUCAGACUCCCCCAGCCUGCCUCACAUUCCCCAGACAGAAUAGCUGGGAUUCCUGCAUUCCCUGCCCCAAAGUGACCCCGGCUGGACACUGAGCUGCAAUGACAUCUGCAGGGACAGGAUGGGUCCCCCACCACAGCAAGGAGCCCCACAGAGCCUAGGACAGGCUCUGUUAUGGUCCUGAGGUGUGAACACAUCCCUGGUAGAUUUGUUUGGGUUUUGCAGAGGUACCUGGGUGCUGUGGCAGCUCUGCAAGGCCUGGCCUGGGGAGGGAGUGUCCCACAUUCCCAGAGGUGCCCACUCUUUCCUUAAAGCCCCAAUUCCCGGAGCCACUCCAUCCCUGCGGGAGCUUUUCCCAAACUCCUCGCUGCUGUGGGCAAUGGGGGAAGGAAUUUGGGAAGGAGCACAGAGCAGGGAAAGCCCAAAGGUGGGUGUGAAAAUGAACCCUCCUCACCUUGAGGUCACCCUGAAGAUGCACCUUGUGGCCACCUCAGCUGUGGUGGAGGUGGGUGUAGGGGUUUUGGGAAGGGGGAAAAUCCCCCUUGUGUGGUUGGGAGCAGCUGAGGAGCUGCUCUCUAACUCAUUCCUGCCCUGGAGCCAGGACCUUUGGGGGGAAACCCACCCCUGGCAUGGCUGGGGAGGAGCAGGGCUGUGAGAGAGCAGCGGGUGCCGAAGGGUUAACAGGGAGUGUUUGCAGCCAGUCCCUGGUCACCAAGGAGAAGCGAUCUGCACUUGGGAAGGAAACAAAACACCCAGCAGGGCGAUUCCUCUCCCCAGCACCACUGCAGGGCUCUGGCACCACCAGGACACUGCCACCACCCCGGGUGGCAGGGAGCAAGAGGCACCAGUCUUAUGGCAGAAUGUGGGGCACCCCGGGCACGGGGACACGCAGCAUCCGUCCCUACCAGUCCAGCGGGCAGUACCUGUACGCCAUGAAGGAGGACCUGGCAGAGUGGCUGAAGGAGCUCCAUGGCCUUGACAUCGAGGUGGGCACCUUCCUGGAGGUGCUGGAGACAGGGGCUGUGCUCUGCUGCCACGCCAACCACGUCACCCAGGUGGCAGGGGAGUUUGCCCAGGUGUGCCCCGAGGUGGCCAAGCACCUCCACCUGCCCUCUGCCGGUGUCACCUGCAACCUCACAGCACAGCCUGGCACCUUCCAGGCCAGGGACAACGUCUCCAACUUCAUCCAGUGGUGCAGGAAGGAGAUGGGGAUCAAAGACGUGCUGAUGUUCGAGACAGAGGACCUGGUGCUGAGGAAGAACGAGAAGAACUUUGUGCUGUGCCUGCUGGAGCUGGCCCGCCACGCCUCGCGCUUCGGGGUGCGCGCCCCGACCCUGGUGCAGAUGGAGGAGGAGAUCGAGGAGGAGCUCCGGCAGGAGAUGGAACUGCCAACCCCAGAGCCCAGCCUGCCACGGGCACCCAGGAGGGCACCACGGGACCUCCAGAACCUCGACCAGAUGGUGCAGCACCUGGUGAGCCGCUGUACCUGCCCUGUGCAGUUCCCCAUGAUCAAGAUCUCCGAAGGGAAAUACCGCGUGGGGGACUCUGACAGCCUCAUCUUUGUGCGGAUCCUGCGGGAACACGUCAUGGUGCGGGUCGGGGGCGGCUGGGACACGCUGGAGCAUUACCUGGACAAGCACGACCCGUGUCGCUGCACCUCGCUCUCUCACAAACAAGGCCGGAAGGGCCGGAGCCCGCAGCAGCAGGUGCAGCACGAGGUGCGGCUGUGCCCGGCCGCCCGCAGCCCCCAGCCCGCCCUGCUGCUCAUCGGCCGCUCCCAGAGCCCCCUGCCCCCCGUGCCCUGGGGGUGCCGCGUCCCCCCUGGCACCCCGUCCCAGGAGCGCCGGGGUCGCCAGACGGGGGCCAGCCCUCAAACGGAGCCGGCACAGCCCCGGAGGGUCCCCUCGGGCAGGAUGCGGGAGCCACCCGCUGUCCCCUUGGGGAGGCAGCCGCCACCAUCCCGCUCACCGGCCCGAUCCGGCUCCCCUGGGCUCGGGGCUCGGGGCCGGGCACCCACCCCGUCCCGGCUGAGCGCCCCGAACGGCGCGGGGGUGCCCAGGGCAUGGCAAGGGACCUGCCCGGGGACAUCAUCCAGCCCGGGGACAUCAUCCACUCCUGUGGCACCGGCACGGGGCAGGCCCGCAGCUCCCAGCCCACGGACGGCACCGGCAGCUCCGAGGAGCGCCCAGCAAGGAGGAAAAUCAUCUGUGCCGGCUGCCAGGCCGCAGGAAACGGCGACAGCCACAGCCCGAGCCCCCAGUCCCCUCAAGGUCCGUGCCCCCAGUCCCCUCAAGGUCCGUGCCCCCAGUCCCCUCAAGGUCUGCGCCUCCUCCUCGCUCCGGGAUGCUCCAGGAGACCCCCGGAGCCUGAAGAGCCCACAGGAAGGGAGGCAGGGAGCCCUGGGCCGGGGCCGACAGCCUUCACCCCGGAAUUGCUCCAGCCAAGCCCCGAAAUUGGACAGCAGCGUUAAACCCCCCCUCAAAGCCAGCCCGGCCCCCCGGCCCCCCACCCCUCAGGGCCGUUCUGCAGGGGCCUGCAGGGUCUGCGAUGCUGGGGACAGUCCCCAGGGGACAGGACAGAGCCACCCAGCCCCGAGCACAAGGACUGCGGGCACCCAGGGACCUCGGGGGGCACAGGAUGGAGCCGGGGCAGCCUGUGGUGAAGGCCCCGAGGGGUUCCGGGGGUGCUGUGGGCACACGCAGCCCCCCGGCUAUGCCAGCGUGCUGGAGGAGCUGGCCCGCGGCCCGCAGCCCCUGCGGCCUGUGGGGAUGUGGGGACAGGGCCCCAGAGCACCCUCAGGAGCUGCCCCGGAGCUCCCGGCCCCGGGGGAGGCAGAGCGGCCGGGGAUGGGGGGCCAGACCCCCCGGGCCAGCACGGCCGCCAAGCCCCGGCGCUGCCUGAAGAAGCCCGAGCGGGUGCCCUCCAUCUACAAGCUGAAGCUGCGGCCCAAGGUGCGGCCCCGGCGGGACCACAGGCCGGGCAAGCGCCCCUCGCGCAUCCCCACCCCGCUGGGGCAUCGGCCCCGGGGCCAGCGGCGCCCCCCGGGCGCCCCCCGAGCCCCCCAGGGCGGCAGCGCCCGCCCCGAGCCCUCCCCGGGGGACAGCGGCGCUUGGCCGAGCGAGGAUGAGGAGGAGGAGUCGUGGGUCUGA